Messenger RNA from Melitaea cinxia (Glanville fritillary), 1173 nucleotides. RefSeq names its product ubiquitin-like-conjugating enzyme ATG3 (gene Atg3). The record is from RefSeq and is a predicted model, not a curated record. Gene Ontology annotation, molecular function: Atg8-family ligase activity. The transcript has 7 exons. Lineage: Eukaryota; Metazoa; Arthropoda; Insecta; Lepidoptera; Nymphalidae. Gene Ontology annotation, cellular component: cytosol; cytoplasmic ubiquitin ligase complex. The coding region runs from base 142 to 1104 and encodes 320 amino acids. Gene Ontology annotation, biological process: autophagosome assembly; nucleophagy; autophagy of mitochondrion.
UUGACAGGCAUUGUUGCGUGAAGAAGGUAUAAUAAUUCCAAUUUGCGUUGUCCGGCUUUUGUGUAAAACCGUUAUUAUUACAUUAACUACGAACAGUUCAAUUUUACUUUAGCAAAGUAUUUUUAAGUUAUUAGUUUUAAAAUGCAGAGUGUCAUAAAUACAGUUAAAGGGACUGCCCUAGGGGUUGCGGGUUAUUUAACGCCCGUACUCAAGGAAUCUAAAUUCCAAGAAACUGGCGUUCUGACUCCAGAGGAGUUUGUAGCAGCUGGAGAUCACUUGGUGCAUCACUGUCCCACUUGGCAAUGGGCCAAAGGCGAAGAGUCAAAGAUCAGGCCAUAUCUACCACCAGACAAGCAGUUUCUUAUUACUAGAAAUGUGCCCUGUUAUAGGCGUUGUAAACAAAUAGAAUAUUGCGAGGAUAAUGAGAAGGUGAUAGAAGAUGAAAAUGAUGAGGACGGGGGUUGGGUCGACACUCAUCACUAUGAAUCCUCUGGGUCUCCCACUAUUGAAGAGAAGGUGUGUGAAAUGACGCUGGAAGCGGCCGAGACGGGCGACAGCGACGGCGAGGCGGGCGGCGAUCAAGACGAAGAUGAUGAUGACGCCGACGAUGACGAGGCCGAGGACAUGGAGCACUUCCAGGAGUCCGGCCUGCUCGAUGAAGUGGAUCCAUCAACAGCACUGACGACCCGCAAGGAACCGAAGAAGGAAAAGAAACAGAAGCACGAUGGGGAUGAGAUCGUCAAGACUCGAACUUACGACCUCCACAUCACAUACGACAAGUACUACCAGACGCCGCGACUCUGGCUCAUCGGGUAUGACGAGGAGCGGCGGCCGCUGGGCGUGGAGGCGAUGUACGAGGACGUGUCGCAGGACCACGCCAAGAAGACCGUCACCGUGGAGACGCACCCGCACCUCUCCGGGCCCGGCGUGGCCUCCGUGCACCCCUGCAGGCACGCGGAGGUGAUGAAGAAGAUCAUCGAGACGGUGAUGGAGAGCGGCAGCGAGCUGGGCGUGCACAGCUACCUCAUCGUGUUCCUCAAGUUCGUGCAGACCGUCAUCCCCACCGUCGAGUACGAUUUCACGCAGAACGUCAGCAUCAACUAACACCUACCACCACACACCUACCACCACACACCUACCACCACACACCUACCACCACACACCUACCACCAC